AUAAAUAUAAAAUAUUUUAUUUACCCAUACAUUUUUCGAUUUAUUUUGUUCAAAUUGUAUAAAAUUGUUUAAUGGAUUGAAUUUUAUUUGCUGAUUUAUUUAUUUAUUUAAACUUUUUAAGAUAAUUUUAUUGACUGUUCCGUUGAAAAUUAAUUUUACCGCUUUUAUGUACCGAGUAUACUCGGUUGAUAAUGUAAAAUACUUUACGAUCAUAUUUAUUAUUAUGAAAGUAAUUUUUGUUUGUUACAUAACUACUACUAUAGGUAAUAAUUAUAAUUGUUUCUAUUUACAAUCAGAUAUAAAAUUAAUAAUGAUUUAUAUGAUAUAUUAUUAUUUAAUUAUUAUUACAUUGAAUUUACCGUAUUCUUUACAGUAUUGAUCAAAUAUCUGUGACGAAACGCACACACAACAUCGACAUAUUAAAUCAUUAUACUUAUUCAUGAUCUACAUCGUAGUUUAUCGGUAAUUAUAAUCUUUAUCGGAAACGUAAGAACUCGUAAAAUAAUAUUAAAAACACGAACUUGAAUCGCUAGUCGAUAUUUUUUUACAAGUAAACUUCUAUUAGGUAGCAAUUUUUCUUCUCGUUUAAAGAUUAUCGAACUAUCUUCAUCAACUAUAUAUCGAAUAAUAUAUCAUUAUUCAAUUGAUUAUAUUCAAAAUCUUUUAAAUCAUAGAAAAUUUUUUUUUUUUUUUUUAAUAAAAUUUGAACAUCUCUAUAGUGAAUUCUUAUUUGGAUUUUUUAUUAUUUUUAAUUAUUUUAAAUAAAUCUUAAACAAAGAUAAAAUAUAUUUGUUUUACUUAUUAUAACAUUCUUACGUAACUGUGAGGAGAGAAAAGAAUCGCAAAAUAUUCGAGUGUCAUAUAAAAGUGUUGGAAAAAGGUUGGGAAACACUGGUCAAGAAAUUAGAUUCAAGUACUUAGUUCCCUUCAUCGUGCGAGAGUCUCAAUCCCAUCGCUAUUAAAAGGAAGGAGCGAGCGCUCCUGAUGCUCUCGUAGUGACACCUAAAAUAAACCUCAUUUAACAAGAGAAGAGAACGAGAUCGUGCGUAGACGUUGCGUACAAGAACAGCCUCGUGGCGAUGGAGAGGCUCAGUCGAUGUGUCUCCAUGCUCUUCGAUGUUGUGCUGCGUUUCGAGAAGAGGUAUCGCAGGGGCGGAUCUAGGAUCCCCCUACGAUCACUGCUCAUCGAAAGAGCGAUCUGUCGACUUGGAAAAAAUAAUAGAAUCCGGACAAUUUCGUGAACCAGAUGUGCCGCCCAUCCUUCUCCCGUGCGCGAUAUGCGCACGGACAUUUAUGCCUCAGUCGUUGGAGAAGCACGCGAGGAUCUGCGAGCGGUCGGCGAACAAGAAGAGGAAACCAUUCGACUCGGCCAAGCAGAGGAUCCAGGGCACCGAGCUGGCCGAAUUCUUGCCCAGGCAAGAGAAGAAGCGACGAUCGCCGGAAGAGAGAUCCUCCAAGUCUUGGAAGCAGACGCACGAUGAUUUUCUACGGGCCAUCCGCGCGGCUCGCAACGAAAUCGUGGACUCGACCAUGCAAAAGCAAUGCAGCACAACGAUCACAUCGAGCGCGCCAACGCGGGCCAACGAGCAGGGUAUGUGCCCCACGUGCAAUCGCCACUUCGGCGUCAAGGCGUACGACAGGCACGUGGCCUGGUGCAAGGAGAGAAUCGCUCGGGUGCCGGUCAGCCCAGCGACGAACAUCGCCAAGGAACGGCUCGAAGCGCGGAUGAAGUAUCGGGCCCCGGCCGUGAAGAGUCGUCGGCAAGCGACCCGCGAGAAAUAUUCGCCGGGCUCGGCGAUCACUCUCAGCGCUGGGAACAAGAUGUCCCCGGGCUUGGUCCCGAACAAAGCCAAGGAGAGCGCCUCUGCACCGUCCUGCAACAACAAGAGCAACGACAGCCCCGUUAAACAGAAAACCACUCUCGUCAGACGUUCCAAUCCGAUGAAGGAGUCCACCUCGACAAUUCCCCCGAUGAAGUCUCGAUUGCCGGAUCGUACGAAUAGGCAACUCGAAGACGAUGCCGGACCGUCCACCUUUCGACCUGCUCCCCCUGUUAAAAGAACCUCCCACCUCCCAGUCCCGCCCUUAAAAGCACAUAAGAGAGAAAGUUUCGACGAAUGGAACAAUAACAAUAACACUGUCCCCCCCCAAUCGCCGAGAUCGUGUAACAAGAGACGAGAAGCAACGAGAAAGUCGUUAGUUAAAGCGAGACAGGACGGUGAGCAGAUGGCGGCCAACAGUCAAAAAACGAUGAGGCAGCAGGAGGAGAGGCAUCAACAAACGUUACACUCGGCGAGGUCGUUGAAAAUGAACAUCGUCUCGGCGAGAAGUCAGGGAAAUCCUAAAGUGAACGACGUCUCGAUCAACGACGAUAUCGUGGGCGUCACUGUGAAACCUUGCAACAUAUACGGGACCAAUAAUCAGUUGACCACGUGGAAACAGAUCGCUGAAACGGAUCAGACGAAGAUUCUGAUGAACAGGCGGUGCGACGAGGAUCUUCUCCUCCCCUCCACGGAGGACGAGAAACGAGCGACGAGAGCGGAGAACGUAGGAGAAUUCUCGAACGACAACGACGAGGACGCGUCGAAGGAGAAGGAGGAGGACGGGGCGAGGAAAUUGAGCUCGAGAAGCGAGAGCAUGAAUUGGUCGUCGACCACGACAACGUUGAAUCAAACGUACUCGUUCAGGGAGGCAGGGGCCAGGGUGUGCGACGACCGGCCGACGGCGAGGAGCAAAAGGUGGAGGCCGGUCAGGCACAGCCCUCGCGUUGAAUUCUGCUUGAAAGAGCCGGUCAAAGUGAAUCAGAUUUACGUCUCCUCCCUGUUCUCGGGAGAAACGGGGAAUAAGUGUUACGGGGACCCGUGCGAAAAUCCUUCGAGCGAGGAAAGAAAGGGAGGGGAGGAACGGCUUAGUGCGUCGAAAGCACAGGAGAGCAAUCGUUACUUCGAAAAUUCUCUCGACUCCUCGGCGAGGAGUAAUAACAAAAUAUUCGAGAAGAAAGGAUCGAGAUCGACCGGUGGUUACACGGACAACGAGGAGGAGGAGGAGGAGGAGGAGGAGGAGGAGGAUUCGGGGGACAACUUCGAAAUUUUAAACUCGUCGUCGAGAAGUUUGAGGGGGAAGGAGGUGGACGUGGACGGAUCGAGCGCAGGCGCGGCGGCGAAAAGAAGGGGGGAACCGUUGGACUACGAAGUGGGCGGGGCGAUCGAGACGAACAUCGAGGCGAAGGAAAAUUCUUCCCUGUUCGACGAAAAUUUGAUCGCCUCUAUCUCGUACGAAUUCACCGAUCUGAACGUGUACGACGAUUUCACUGAAAAGGAACGGGACAAGAAUCAUGCGGAGGAAGGGAACGAGGAGGAGGAGGAGGAGGAGGACAUGAGUCGAUUGUACGACGACGAUCGAGCGUCGUACGAGGAUCGAUCGUGCAAGGAGAUGGAUAACUCCUCGAUGGGGAGAGUCGAGGGGAGAAAGAAUUCCGUGGAGAGCGAGAAAACGAACGAGGGAUUGUUCAAGAGCGAGACGAAUUGGAUCGAGAUGGAAACCGAGCCCUCCUUCCUCACCGAGAUCAUACUUCAACCGUCCAGAUCGAGCACCCCGUUCGUAAGCUUCGAGGCUCGUUCCUCGAAGGAGAGGUACGACGAAGGAGAGUACGAUGAGAAUACGAAGGAAAACUCGAUGGAGUGGAAGGUGGAGAUAGACACGGAGACAGGUUCGGAGGUGUUGUAUCGCGUGGAGAACAACAGCGGGGAUUCGAAUCGUUCGAGCUCGAGGGAUUCGAGGGACGGGUUGAGGGGAAAGGGCUCGUCCCGUUCCGUGGAAAGAGAUUUCGCGAGGUUCCCCCCGACGCUGCCAAAGGAGAGGAAGACGCCUUUCUCGGGGGGCGCCAGGUCCCCCUCGUUGAGAAGGAAGGAGGAGAAAACCGAUCGAUCGCCGAUCGCGUAUCCGCUCGAAGAGGACGAGCGGGUAACGUUCCCGAAGGUGCAGAGGAAAGAGAUCGGGAAUCAGAUAAACAUUUGCGAUUGCUCGAAGGAAAUAUCCCCGAAUAAUUGGUCCAAGUGCGAGAAAUCUGUGGGCGAGUGUUCGAUCGCCGAUUUGAGCGGCGAGAAGGGAGAAUUUGGACGCGACGUGCAAGACGCGAUAUUGGAGAAUUGCGGGGCGCGAGAUCGAAGAACGAAGUUGGACAACUCGGAGAAGAAUUUUAAUUCGGACGUGAUCGAAUCCUCGAUGAGCCAAUUGAACACGAAUUUGGAAACGGACGAUAUCGCGAUGAAAGACGUGGACAGUUUGAGGAAUAACGGGGAGGAGGAGGAAGAGGAGGAGGAUGAGAACGGGAACGAGAACGAGGAGGUUCAAGAAAUCUAUUCGGCCAAGGAUUUCGAUUGCGACAGCGAUAACAGCGUGGAGAAUCGGGUGCAGGAGACGAUGAAGAAAACGGAGGAGAAAACGAGGCAAACGCUUCCGAGUUUGCGAUCGAUCAUUUUGUCCGAGUCGUGCGUGAAACUGAGCCAACGCGUUCAAAUGGAGGAUUCGUCGGUGUCGAAUCGAUCGACAGCCCUGAAAUCCCGCCGGUCGAGAAGGGUAGAGAUAGAGAAUAGAAUUCAUCAGGAGAACGUCGAGACCGUGGAAGUGGAGACGAUCGAGGAGAUAGGAACGAGGAAUAGAAGUAUCAAAUUUCGAAUAUUGCCGGAGAUAAAGGGGACAGGUGUGCUCGCGAAGAGGAGCUACGACGAUAAGGAGAGAAGCGAUCCCCAAACGUAUUGGGAGAAAGCGUCGAAAGCAACGAGGAAUCGUUUAAUCAAUCUCGAUCCGCCGUAUCAAGGGGCGAGCAGGUUUCUUAAGAGAAAUCCAAAAGUUCAUAUCCUUCCCCCCGUUCCAAGUAGCUCUUCCUUGGUUAAUCGCAGGAAUAUAAAACUGCCAUUACAUCCCGUAUGGAGCAAUUACGUGCGCAGAAGACCGGAUUUUAAUCUCUUGCUUAGCAGUAGAACCGGGAAGGAUUACGAUCCUUUCCUAUUGGCGGAGCAACAGAUGAACGACCUGCUCUCAGACACCAGCGAGCAAUCCGUGGCGGAUAGCUGUCCAUCGAUCGAGCAAAAUUCCCGCCAAAAAUCAUUCCCUCUCUCUCAUUCCUCGGCAUUCGCCAAAUAUCCUUGUCAAUCCUCGUCCAAUCCUUCGAGAAACGUCGAGAAACGUUCCUCCUCGAUACCUCCCCCAACCGAACUCGAUGACAUCACCUCGGACUUCUCGAGCGAUUCCACCGAGACGAACUCGUUGUCCCGGGAGCUUCUUUUCUCUCUCAAGGAUGAGAAAGAACGGACGAAAGAUUCGAGAGGAACGAAUCCAGAAAAGAGAUCCCCGGUCAGGGAAUUGGGUAGACGGGUGAUCAUCGAUAAAUCGAAAGCGUUGGGAGGAGACGAGUUGGUCGAGGAGGGGAAUAAAAGCGUGGUGGUCGAGGCUCGUAAGAUCGUGGAGCCUAGACCGUCGGUAAAGAUGAUUCGCCCUAUCGUCGAUCGUUCCCUGUCCGUUCGCGCCUCUUCCGCGCCCAAGGCUGGCCAAGAACGCGGGAAAAAUCCCAAAAUCCAUUCCCACGACGAGAACGUAUUACAGUCACGUAAAAAUAAGAAUUCGAACGGGAGGAAUAAUAAUUAUCCUUUGAAUCUUUCGAGCAGCAAUUUGAGCCUUAGCUCGAUAAUAUCCUCGGACGUGGACAUGAAACGAUCGAAUUCAGUGUUCGACGAGUUGAUGACCUCGUUCGAGGAGGAUGAGAAUGGUUCGUUCGUUCCAUCCUUGAAAUCCCUUCUGAAAACCGAUUCCUUGUCCAGCCCUGUCCACGCGUCCAGACAUCGCAACGGCCGUAUCAGCGAUGAGGAACUGUCUUCGCCCGAGAGUUACAAGAGGCAGGAUCACAAUAAAAUGAGCGGAGAUUCCGCUUACAGCAGUUUAAAUCGCAAAUAUUCACACCACGGACGCAGCACCAACGACGUGGCCGCACGUUUCGACGAGGAUACGUCGAGAAGCAACCGUCGAGACGGGGACGGAGGUGGGGGAAUCCACGUGGUCAAGUGCAAGAUGUCCAAGUAUUGCCAUCAGUGCGGCUUCAAAUUCCCCGAAACUGCCAAAUUUUGUUGCGAAUGCGGCAUCAGGAGGCUCGUGCUCUGAAACUUCCGGCUGGUCGACAGCCAUGAACGACUUCGAAGAAGAAGCGAUCAACUUCGAAUUAGAUGAUAGAACGAUUCGAAUGUAAACACAAGGUUCAAGAACAAAUGCAAAUGUCGAAGCACGGAUGAUGAUAAAAAAAAAAAAAUAUCAGCACACGAAGGAAUUGAAAAGAAGAGUUUAUUUUUAAAUAUUCGUGGAACUGUUUAGAGAAGAGAAGAAUUUUAUUCUUGCAGUUUAGAAUUCAAAGCUAUUUAUCUACGUAUACUCUAGUCACAUGUUUUGGUCUAUUGGUGAAAUUUAAGGGAAGAAGUUUUAAAAAAAAAGAAAUGGUGAAAUUUAUCUGGUAUAUCAGGGAACACGGAAGAGAAACCAGAAGAGUCAGUCAAGCAAGAGAUAUCUGAGAUUUCUAUUACAUAACAUGUAUAUUUUGAUUAACAAGGGAGAGAAUUAGAUUUUAAAAAUUUAAUCGAUUCAAGAUUUCACGUCCUCCCAAUAUUCAGGAUCAAAUUUGUUCUAUGUGAAGAUUCGUAUUGGUACGAAAGUCGAAUAAGGACGAAUGAUGAAAGUUGCAGAACGUGAUACAAUGAUAUUGUUCAUAAUUAUUCGAAUUAUUUUACGCGAAUCGCGUAAAAUCUAUAAUAUUUUAUAUUUAUUGGAAUAAUAUGAUAAAAUAUUGAAAAAUUUGUACGAAUAUAUGUACGUAAGAUCUAAAUUGUAAAUUUGAAUCAAUAAGAAAAAUCCUUGGCUGUAAGAAUUAUCAGAUUUAUUCACGUAAUAACUUCUGGUACUAAAUUCUGAUUGAUGGAAUAAUCGAUUAUUCGAAUAAUUGUGAACAAUCGAUUAUUGUACGGCAUUACGAACGGAUAUAUUUUAUUGAAAUUUCAUUAAUUUAUUAAGCGUAUGCGUUAUUGAGAGAGAACUUUACGUUUGCUUUUUGUUGAAAAACAAGUACUUAACGCGAAAGGACGGAAACGAUAAUUUUAUAGUAGCGUUCUCGGUUACAUUGUUCAUUGUUGGUAAUAUUACUCACGCCUCUUUUUACUCAUUCAGCUUUACGUCUGUGAACAAGCGAUACAUUAAAAUCCGUCUUCUUUUUCCUUAUUCUAUUUAUCGAAUAACAAUUUUUUUUACGCUUUUUAUAUACGCGAAUGGGCACGAACGAAGAAGAAAAAUGAAGAUGAAAAUCGAAUCACGUAUUUUAUAAGUGUGUGUGUAACAAAACGACCGUAGCGUAAGUUUAAAAAAAGUAUUUAUUAGGAAUAGGCGAAUUGCUAGUACAAUUUUCGCGCUCAAAUAACAAUCGGUUAAAUCAUUGCUAAAGUUAACAAAUUACGGGUGAGUAACCAAAUGCACCGUUUUUUUUUUUUUAAUAUAAUAACAAGAUAAAUAACAACGUAAGAUUUUUAUUAAAAGAAGAAUGAAAGCUGAAAUAAUAGCCGCUACAAAAUCUGCCGAAAUAACGUUUAAUAUAUCCUAUAUGAUAAAAGCGAUUCGUUACUACUUAUCCAUUCUCUGGUGUCCAACGAAUACCAAAGUGAAAAAUCGAACCGAUUAGCAAAGAGAUAUAAACCAAACUAAUUGUAUACUAUCUUAAUAACGUAACAAAUUGUCUAUGUUUUGAACUGUAUUUUUGCAAGUGCAAUAAAGUUAUGCUUGUACGAAA
Messenger RNA from Apis cerana (Asiatic honeybee), 7819 nucleotides. RefSeq lists its product as uncharacterized. The record is from RefSeq and is a predicted model, not a curated record. NCBI's taxonomy places the organism in Eukaryota, Metazoa, Arthropoda, Insecta, Hymenoptera, Apidae.